Aethalodelphis obliquidens (Pacific white-sided dolphin) is the source of this 1757-nucleotide messenger RNA. It is a transcript of the gene PMPCB, whose product is annotated as peptidase, mitochondrial processing subunit beta. Gene Ontology annotation, molecular function: metalloendopeptidase activity; metal ion binding. Bases 33 to 1502 code for a protein of 489 amino acids. The transcript is spliced from 13 exons. NCBI's taxonomy places the organism in Eukaryota, Metazoa, Chordata, Mammalia, Artiodactyla, Delphinidae. The record is from RefSeq and is a predicted model, not a curated record. Gene Ontology annotation, cellular component: mitochondrion.
GAAGCACAUCCUUCGCACAGGCCCGAGGGAAGAUGAUGGCGGCGGCGGCCCGAGCGGCGCUGUUCCCUGCGGUGCGGCGGAGGCUCUGCGGUUUCACCGAGAGGCUCCUGGCCGGAGGUGCUGCCGGGCGGUCACUAUAUUUUGGAGGAAACAGAUUGAGAAGUACACAGGCUGCUACACAAGUUGUUCUGAAUGUCCCUGAAACUCACGUAACCUGUUUGGAGAAUGGACUCAGAGUGGCCUCUGAAGACUCUGGGCUCUCAACAUGCACAGUUGGGCUCUGGAUUGAUGCUGGAAGUAGAUAUGAAAAUGAGAAGAAUAAUGGAACAGCUCACUUUCUGGAGCAUAUGGCUUUCAAGGGCACCAAAAAGAGAUCCCAGUUAGAUCUGGAACUUGAGAUUGAAAACAUGGGUGCUCAUCUCAACGCCUAUACUUCCAGGGAGCAGACUGUAUAUUAUGCCAAAGCAUUCUCUAAAGAUUUGCCAAGAGCUGUAGAAAUUCUUGCUGAUAUAAUACAAAACAGCACAUUGGGAGAAGCAGAGAUUGAACGUGAACGUGGAGUAAUCCUUAGAGAGAUGCAGGAAGUUGAAACCAAUUUACAAGAAGUUGUUUUUGAUUAUCUUCAUGCCACAGCUUAUCAAAAUACUGCACUUGGACGGACAAUUUUGGGACCAACUGAAAAUAUCAAGUCUAUAAAUCGUAAGGACUUAGUGGAUUAUAUAACCACACAUUAUAAGGGGCCAAGAAUAGUACUUGCUGCUGCUGGAGGGGUUUCCCAUGAUGAACUGCUUGAGUUAGCAAAGUUUCAUUUUGGUGACUCUUUGUCCACACACAAAGGAGAAAUACCAGCUCUGCCUCCCUGCAAAUUCACAGGAAGUGAGAUUCGAGUGAGGGAUGACAAGAUGCCUUUGGCACAUCUUGCAAUAGCUGUUGAAGCUGUUGGUUGGGCACAUCCAGAUACAAUCUGUCUCAUGGUUGCAAACACACUGAUUGGCAACUGGGAUCGCUCUUUUGGAGGAGGAAUGAAUUUAUCUAGCAAGCUGGCCCAGCUCACCUGUCAUGGCAACCUCUGCCAUAGCUUCCAGUCUUUCAACACUUCCUACACAGAUACAGGAUUAUGGGGAAUCUAUAUGGUUUGUGAACCAGCCACUGUUGCAGACAUGCUACAUGUUGUUCAGAAAGAAUGGAUGCGACUCUGUACAAGUGUCACUGAAAGUGAAGUUGCACGAGCCAAGAAUCUUCUGAAAACAAACAUGUUGCUGCAACUUGAUGGUUCCACUCCCAUCUGUGAAGAUAUUGGUAGGCAAAUGUUAUGCUAUAAUCGAAGAAUUCCCAUCCCUGAGCUUGAAGCAAGAAUUGAUGCUGUAAAUGCUGAGAUAAUUCGAGAAGUGUGUACCAAAUAUAUUUAUGAUAAGAGUCCAGCUGUUGCUGCUGUUGGUCCCAUUGAGCAGCUACCAGAUUUUAAACAGAUUUGCAGUAACAUGUGCUGGCUUCAUGAUUAAAAUGCUCCUAAUAAACAUAUUUUGAACAUAUAUAUUUAUAAAACCGAGACCUGCAAGUCCUAAAGAAAAAAAAUGAACAUCUAUACUGGUAAAUAUGAAUGAAAUACUAUCUCAGACUUUGAAAGAAUAAGACCACCACAAUGAAUGGUAGAUCUCUGAGAAAUUAUACUGGAACAACACACUUUAAGUAUAGUUUUAAGAAUAAAAUUUUGUACAGUAUUUUCAGUUUUAUUAUAAAAAUGCACACACAACAAA